UCUGUUUAGUAACUACGGUGAUGUAAUUUUUUCUAAAUUCAAUUUAUCUAAUAAAAUAAUAAAUAUGAUUUAUACCUAUUUUACAAAUAAAAAAGAGAUUCAAUUUUUAAAAACUCUUGUUGAGUACAUUUGAGUUGUCAUUGAUAUUUCGGUGAGAUAUCACAAUUCCAAUAAAAAUACAGUGAUAUUUUUCCUACUUGUUUCAUUGCGCAUGGCCCUUAUUAUACAUACUCUCUUUUACUUAUUCUAAAUAUUUCUCUAUACUUUUUCAAGCAACCUAGAUCGAGGAAUAAUUAUCACCAACGUUAAUGGAUAUAAUUAAUUAAUGUGUAUAGAUAUGACUUCAUGUAAGGAUAAGUGGGUCAGAAGAUUUUUUAUUACUGAAACAAGCCUUCACAAAACUGGUUUUACUAUUUACAAAGUUACAUCUUUGAUAUUUUUGAAGAAUUCUCCAGAUACUGCUUCCUCUGUAUCAGUGUGGAAACGCUACAGUGAUUUUAAAAAUCUUUAUAAAUCUCUUUAUGCAGUGUACAAAAAUUCAUCGAUAAAAGAACCUUUUCCAAAAUUUGCCAAGUCUAAAUAUUUCGGAAGAUUCGAUAAAAAAGUGGUUGAAGAACGUCGUGAAUGUGCUAAUAAGUUUUUAGAAUUUAUUGCAAAGUAUUCUAUUCUGUACACUCAUGAUAUAUUUAUUAAAUUCUUUGAAACUAGUCUAGAUAGUCAAAAAGCUGAUAGUCAAUCAGUUAGCCCUGAUUUAUUCGACGAAGACCCUGACCACAAUGUGUCUGAUAUAGUUAAUGUUAAUGACUUGAGCAUUUCUAAUGGUGAAUUAGAUCAAAUAGAGGUCUGCAGUCAAUCAGAUGACAAUAGUAUUGUUGUGACAUCAGCUGACAAUUCAAGUGAUAAUAAUAUUAAAUUUAAUACAUCAAUUAUAUCUUAUGGACUCAAUAAUAUUUUGGAAGAGUAUCAUGGAAAUAUAAAGAAACAAGAGAAUUCCUUAGCACCGAGCAACUCACAAGUACUAAACAUGACAUUGAAGGAUUUUAAUCAUUAUGUGAUCAUUGCAGCUGCUCAUAUAAACGCCGGCCAUAAACAUGAACACUUAGAGGAGUAUAAGGAGGCUUAUGUUCAAUAUAAACUUGGUAUUAUGCAGCUUCAACAUUGUGUGAAUAGUGAUCCAGACCUUAAUAGGCAAAAGAGGGUUUUAGAUAAUGUUUCUAAGUAUGUUAAAAAAAUAGACGAAAUCUACAAAAAAUAUUUAAAUAGUGAUGUUUCUAUGUUUAUGAAACCCCCAAUUGAAUUAAAAAAAUAUAAAAUUCUAAAAAUCAUGGGAUCAACAACAAUACUUGUUAGAGAUACAGAAGAAAAUGUUGAAAGAAUUGUCAAAACUGUAGCUAAACCUGCAGGUUGUAUAAAAGGUGUAAAUAAUUAUAUUCUAUAUCCAAAGGUGCCAAUGAUGGUUCAGCUUCAUGCAUUUAUUGAAACAGAGACAACUAUUUUUUUUAUACUCGAGUAUAUUAAAGGUCAAAAAUUAUGGGAUAUAAUAACGAGUGAUGGCACUGAUAAACUAGAUCAUGAUACUCCAAAAAAUGAAUCUUUAGAAACUACUCCAAAUAAAUUAGAAGAACAUUUUGAGCAAGAAGAAAGCAGUAAUGGAGUUCAUAAUGGUCAACAUGAUCAUGACUUAUCAAUAAACCAGUUAUUAGAUAAAGCUAAAAAAUUAUUGAUAUCCGUUGAUGUUACAUUAAAACAAAGUGAUUCCAUGACAAAUAAAUUAAAUGAACUUGGAAAUACUUCCAAGAGUUAUGAUCAAAAGAGUGAUAGUCAUAGCACAAAAAAUAGUGAAUUAAGUGAUCUUUUAUUAGCACAUGGAUUGGCAGAUAAUUCAAGUGUACAAAAAAUGGGCAUUUCCAAAGAUUUAGAAACUUUUGAUAGUAGUCAAGCUUUAACGUUUGAUGAUAUUGUAAAUUAUAUUGACGAUCAAGAUGUAAAUACAAGUGAAAUAAAAAAUAAUUAUAUAUUCGAUGACGAAGAAUAUUGGAGUAUACCCGAGAAUAUGAUUAGACGAUGGGCUAUUCAAUUACUUCAAAUCCUUGAAGCUUUACAUGAACAAAAUAUUGUACUUAUGAAUUUACGUCCUGAUAAUUUAUUAAUUGAUCAAGAUAAUUGUGUUAGACUGAAUUGUAUUAUCCCCCAGCAAGGCUACGAAUUUAUUGAUUGUCAUAUACCUUACACGGCACCUGAACUUUACAUGUAUAUAUCACCUAUUUCUGUCGAUCCAGCUGCUGAUGUUUGGAGUUAUGGAAUAAUUUUAUAUGAAUUAUUAACUGGAAUAAAAUUCAGUGAAGAGGAUUCAUAUAUAAUUUAUUCACAAUCUGUUAUCAGUAUUCCAUGUAGAGUAUCAGAGAAUGCCAGAUCUUUAUUAACUGACAUCCUGAAACUUAAUCCUGAAGAAAGGCCAAGUAUUGCAGAAAUAAAAAAACAUCCUUUUUUCGAGUCACCUGAUUGAUUCAAUAAAUUAUAUGGAAAACUAGAGAUUAGGUUUUUGCUUUCAAUUGACGUAGGAUUUUGUAAUCUACGAUAUAUUUCCAAAGAUUAAAAAAAAUAAUUAUAGUUAAAGUUUAUGAAUAAUUGUUGAAGAUGUCCAAAUUAUAAUGAUCAAAGUAUAAUUAUUGAUGCAUUUAAUUAUAACCGUUGGAAAACUUGUCUUGAAUUUUUAUUUAAUGAAAUGAAUAUAGACUGUUAUUUAUUUAAUUCAAUUUGUAGUAUAAGAAAAUUACACUCUAGUGGUAUAA
This is a messenger RNA of Chelonus insularis, 2792 nucleotides long. RefSeq names its product ribosomal protein S6 kinase delta-1. Gene Ontology annotation, molecular function: phosphatidylinositol binding; ATP binding; protein kinase activity. The record is from RefSeq and is a predicted model, not a curated record. Gene Ontology annotation, biological process: protein phosphorylation. The transcript has 3 exons. Bases 326 to 2506 code for a protein of 726 amino acids. Lineage: Eukaryota; Metazoa; Arthropoda; Insecta; Hymenoptera; Braconidae.